Hyaloscypha bicolor E is the source of this 3228-nucleotide messenger RNA. RefSeq names its product transcription elongation factor Spt5. NCBI's taxonomy places the organism in Eukaryota, Fungi, Ascomycota, Leotiomycetes, Helotiales, Hyaloscyphaceae. Gene Ontology annotation, biological process: regulation of DNA-templated transcription elongation; transcription elongation by RNA polymerase II; regulation of transcription by RNA polymerase II. The record is from RefSeq and is a predicted model, not a curated record. Gene Ontology annotation, molecular function: protein binding; mRNA binding. The transcript has 3 exons. Gene Ontology annotation, cellular component: DSIF complex. Bases 1 to 3228 code for a protein of 1075 amino acids.
AUGUUGACCUCAAGCCUUCUGAAUACCCGGUUCGAUGACAGCGAUGACGAGGAUGACUUCAAUCCUGCCCCUGCCGAUGUUUCGGACGCUGAAGAUGGAGGAUCUGACCACGACGAAGACGCAGGCGCGCAGAUCCAAAGCGAGGCAGCCAGAAGACGGGAGGUGAACGAGCGGCGGUCUUCUGUAGAUGAUCGCGAUGACGAUGAAAACGAGGAUGAAGAGGAUGCCGAAGGUGAAGGGGAAGAUACAGCUCGAGCCGCACAUGAGGAUGAGGAUGAAGAAGAUGAGGACGACGACGAUGAGGAAGAGAUCACAGGUCAUCGCAGAAAACGUCGACGGGAACGCCGCAAUCAGUUCCUCGAUGUCGAAGCCGAAGUUGACGAAGAUGAAGACGAGAACGAUGACGACGAAGACGAGCUCAAUGAAAUCAAAGACAACUUCAUUGCCGAUACGCAUCCCGAUGAUUUGGCAGAUCUUCCAGCGGGAGGCGAGACGGAUGACAGGCGGCACAGGGAGUUGGAUCGAAGACGUGAGAUGGAAGCGAGCCUCGAUGCCGAGAAGCAGGCAGAAAUCUUGCGGCAACGAUAUGCCAACAAGAACAGAUCCGGGCGAGCCAUGGGAGAUUCUGCUGUGGUACCAAAGCGCUUGUUACUUCCCAGUGUCGAUGAUCCAAGCAUUUGGGCAGUCCGGUGUAAAGAGGGGAAGGAAAGAGAGGCAGUGUUCUCCAUCAUGAAGCGUAUUGAGGAGAGACUUGGCACCAAGGACGAGCUUGCCAUUACCUGUGCUUUCGAGCGUGGAGGAACACAGUCGACAAUGAAGGGCUUCAUCUACGUUGAGGCCCAAAGGCAGGCAGACAUCAUGGUUGCUCUAGAUGGGUUGAUGAACGUAUAUCCGAGGACCAAGAUGAUGUUGGUCGAGAUCAAGGAAAUGCCGGAUCUACUCAGAGUCUCGAAGACUCCUUCCCUGGAGCCUGGAGCCUAUGUGCGUUUGAGACGGCCUCCUAAGUAUGCUGGCGACCUUGCUCAAGUUAUAGAUGUCACGGACACGGGCCUCGAAAUGCGGGUAAGAUAUGUGCCUCGUCUGGAUUACGGUUUACAUGAUGAUGCCAACGCCCCCACGGAUGCAUUCGGCGCAAAGCGAAAACGGGUGGCUGCGGGCCCUCGACCCCCUCAAAGAUUAUUCAGUGAGGUGGAAGCCAAGAAGCGACAUGCAAAGUACCUGCAGGGUAACCCUAAUACAAAGACCUGGUCUUAUCUUGGCGACGAAUACAUCAACGGGUAUUGCGAAAAGGAGGUCAAGAUUCAAACUUUGGUUACGAAAGAUGUGAACCCAACUCUGGAAGAAGUCACGAGAUUUGCUUCUGGGGCUGAGGACGGCACCGAAAAUCUGGAUCUGAACGCUCUUGCUGCAAGUCUGAAAGCAAGCACGGCUAAUGCUUCAUACCUUCCUGGCGAUGUGAUCGAAGUCUACGAGGGCGAGCAGAAGGGGGUUGUGGGAAAAGCUGUGUCUGUGCAAGGCGACAUCGUCACGAUGGCUGUUUCUGAGGGCGACCUCAAGGGCCAGACAAUCGAGGUUCCAGUCAAGGGUCUCCGCAAGAGAUUUAAAGAGGGAGAUCAUGUCAAGGUCAUCGGCGGAAGUCGUUUUAGAGAUGAGGUGGGCAUGGUCGUGAAGAUUGUGGAAGAUCGCGUCACUCUUUUGAGUGACCAAGGCAAUACGGAGAUCACUGUUUUCAGCAAAGACCUUCGAGAGGCAAGCGACUCAGGUGGUAGCGGAUCUCUGGGACAAUUCGAGCUUUGGGAUCUGGUCCAACUUGAUCCUUCCACGGUGGCAUGUGUAGUCAAGGUCGAUCGCGAGUCAUUGGUUGUUCUUGAUCAAAACAGCCAGACCCGAAUGGUCAUGCCUUCCCAGAUCUCGAACAAGCUCGAGAGACGCAAACACGCUGUUGCCACAGACAGAAAUGGAUCUGAAAUUCGGGUCGACGAUGUUGUCAAGGAGUUCGGUGGAGAAGCCAGAUCUGGUAAGAUCAUUCACAUCCAUCGAGCAUACCUGUUCCUACGAAAUUCUGCGCAGAGCGAAAAUGCUGGUGUUUUUGUUGCACGCACCACAAGCGUCGCCACGGUCUCUGCAAAGGGGGGGCGAGUCACUACGACGGCAGCGGCUCCGGAUCUCAACGCCAUGAACCCCGCCAUGAAACGAAACCCGGAAAGCAAUGGCGCCAUGGCACCCCCAAAAACCUUUGGUAGAGAUCGCUCUAUUGGCCAGACCGUGACCAUUCGACGGGGGCCUUACAAGGGCUUGCUUGGAAUUGUGAAAGAGACAACAGAUACCAAUGCUCGAGUCGAAUUGCACACCAAGAACAAGACUGUGAAUGUUCCGAAGGAUGCGUUAGGAUUCAAGGAUCGGAUUAGUGGGCAGAGUAUUGAUCCCAACUCGAGAGGUGGUCACGGUGGAGGCAGAGGGGGCUUUACUCCUCGGGGUGGCAGAGGAGGUAUGGGAGGAGCUACUCCCGGUGGGUGGGAUGGUGGUCGUACGCCAGCUGCAGGUGUCGAGCGGACCCCAGCCUGGAACACCGCAAGAACACCUGCUGGGGGGGCCAACGGUGGGCGUACACCUGCCUGGAAAUCAUCUGGCGAUGCAAAUGGUGGUCGAACCCCUGCUUGGGUCGAUGGCUCACGGACUGUGAACCCGUACGAUGGCAGUAGAACGUCUUAUGGUGGUGGAAACAGAACCCCUGCUUGGUCUUCGGGGGCAAAGACGCCGGCUUACGGUCUCCAGCAGGAUGGGUUCGCUGCGGGUUCCAAGACCCCGGGAUAUGGAGGCGGUGGUGACACAUGGGGAUCAAAAACACCGGCAUACCAGCAUCCUACUCCCUCCAAUGACAAUUGGGGCUCGAACCAACCAGCGCCUAGUGGAUGGGGCGGAAAUUCAUAUGAUGCACCGACUCCUGGAGCGCAUAUGUCAGCGCCCACGCCUACGGCUAUGAACGCUCCGACUCCAGGCGCCUACUCAGCUCCAACUCCUGCGCCGUACAACGCACCGACACCUGCAGCAGCCCCAACUCCGGCCCCGUCCUGGGGAGCUCAAUGGGCACCAACUCCUCAGGCAAUGGACGCACCUACCCCUGGAGCCCAACAAGGUUAUUACGCAGCACCAACACCAGGGGCUUAUGGAAUGCCAGAGACACCAGCAGCAAACUGGCAGGACGAUGGACCUCGUUACGUAGAUUGA